Papaver somniferum (opium poppy) is the source of this 1932-nucleotide messenger RNA. RefSeq lists its product as uncharacterized. Gene Ontology annotation, molecular function: RNA-DNA hybrid ribonuclease activity; nucleic acid binding. The coding region runs from base 1 to 1932 and encodes 643 amino acids. The record is from RefSeq and is a predicted model, not a curated record. The transcript has 7 exons. NCBI's taxonomy places the organism in Eukaryota, Viridiplantae, Streptophyta, Magnoliopsida, Ranunculales, Papaveraceae.
AUGCAAGCACCUAAAUCUGGCAUCAAAUUUUCUUGGUGUAAUAAUAGAGUUGGUGCUAAGAGAAUACUUUGUGAUCUUGAUAAAGCUUUUUUUAACCUGAAAUGGUUGGAUAAGUUUGAAGGUUGGAAUUAUAAGGUUGGGGUCAGAGACUCAUGGGAGGAGCAUUGUGAAGGUAAACCUGCUUUUAAAUUUAUGAUCAAAUUAAAAAGAUUUAAAGUUACUGUCAAGAAAUGGAAUUGGGAGGUCUUUGGGGAUUUAAGGGUGAAACUGAAACAGGCUGAAAAUGAUGUUUUGAGUGCUUCAGUAUUAUCAGAUGCUCAACCUGAGAAUGUAGAAUUACUAGAUAAAUUGGUUAUAUCUAGAGGCAAAUAUGAGAUUGUGGCUCAGCAACAUAAUGAAUUACUAAGGGCAAAAUCAAGAGUUAAGUGGAUCAAAGAGGGUGGUGCCAAUUCUUCCUUCUUUCAUGCUAAUAUGAAAAUUAAAAAAGCUAAGAAUACUAUUUAUGAAAUUGAUAACUCUGCUGUAUUUUCUAUGGAUGCAAAUAGCUCUCCAGGACCAGAUGGGUUCCCUGGAAGUUUUUACAGAUAUUCUUGGGAUGUUAUUGGAGCUUUCAUUAAAGAAAGGAAUAUUCAAGAAAAAAUUGUUUUGGCUUCUGAACUGGUGAAUGAGAUGAGCACAAAAAGAAGAGGUGGAAAUGUAGGUCUCAAACUAGAUAUUACUCAAGCCUAUGAAUCUCUCAGUUGGGAGUUUUUAUUUGAAGUUCUAAGACACUUUGGUUUCUCAGAUGGAGUGAUUGAAUGGCUUAAGAAAAUCUUUGAGUCUACAAGAAUUUCAGUGCUUGUGAAUGGUGGACCAUGUGGUUUAUUUGGUGUAGGAAGGGGAUUGAGACAAGGUGAUCCCUUAUCACCAAUAUUAUUUGUAUUAGAUGAGGAAGUGUUAAGUAGAAAUAUUACUAAGCUGGUACUUGCUGGUGCAAUACAACCAAUGGUUAAUAGAGGGGGAUGUGAUCCAGCAGUGAAGAAAUUGAUCACAGUAAAAUGGGAUGAAGUAUGUGCACUAUUAAAGGAAGGUGGAUUGGGUUUAAGAAGGUUUGAAAUUAUCAAUAAAGCACUCUUAAUGAAACUUCUUUGGAAAAUAGAGAAUGUUCAUGAGGAAUGGACAGAUUUUAUGAGAGCUAAGUAUAAAAAUAAGAAUGGUGAAUGGUUCACUUCUUAUAAGCAAUCAUCCAUUGUUCCUUGGCUUGAAUGGGUUAUGCAUCAUGUCAAUGGGGGGAGUAGAUGGUUGAUAGGUGUUGGAAAGGAUGUAUCAGUUUGGAAAGAUAACUGGGUUAAAGACCUUAAUGAGUUACCAGCUUUAGGGCUUGGAAAGGAUAGAAAGGUGUGGGCAGCUGACUUGAAUGGUGAAUUUUUUGUGGCCAAUGCAGUGCAAAUGAUUAGAAGAAAAUAUCCUGAAGUGGCUUGGGAAAAAAAGGGGGUAAAAGUGGCCACAGUAAUAGUCAAGCAAUGCUUCUUUAAACUACCUGCUUUGAACCAAACUUUGUUGUGUUGUGAUGGUGCCUCUAGAGGGAACCCAUGGAAAGCUGGUCAUGGUUUCAUUGCAAGAAACUCUGAUGGAGGGUGUAUUGGUGCUGCUGCUGGUGGGAUAGGGAUUGCCACAAACUACAUUGCCGAGAUCAUGGGUCUUAUUUGUGCUGGUGAAUGGGCAGUUCAAAAACAGAAAUGGAAUGUGUGUUUUAGUCUUGAUUCACAUGCUGCUCUGAUGGCUUUCACAAUUGAAAAAGUUCCUUGGAUGGUACAGAACAGAUGGCAGAAAAUCAAAGAAUAUUUGUAUGUUAUUUCUUUUCAACACAGUUACAGGGAAGUGAAUACAUCUGCUGACACAAUGGCAAAAGAAAGGUGCUCAUCUUGCAAGGUGGGAAUGUAUCUUUUAUGA